AUGGACGACCACGAAAGGGUGGCCAGCGGGCCCCAGUUCAUGGAUCUGAGAGAUCUUCCGUUGGACAUGAUGAUGAUUCUUAAGAAGCUCGAGGAAGACUUCUUUGUCAACAAGACCAUUGACCAAUGGACCUACAUCAACAGGAGAGAGGAGAUCAUGAAGCAGGUCAAUAAACUUCAUCAGCUGCAGCAGAAGGCGGUUCCGUUGGAUGCCGAGCUGCUAGAGAAGGUGUUGAUGCCUCGAAAACGCCCUGAGGGAGAGGCUUUCUUCAGGCACUCCAUGGCACGUAUAUUGAAGGAACGUGCUCUGCUUCAGAAACAGGACCUUGCUUUCCAGGUGCUCGAUUCCAAAGGUAAGGAGCUGCAGAGCAUUCUGUGGGAGAAACUCUACUUGAAGGCUACCAAGGUGGCUGCUGAUCUUAAACACAGACACCAGUUGAAACCAAACGACACGGCGGUGUUGCUAUAUAAGGACGGAGAGGUUUGUGAGUUUGCAGUGGCGCUCUUUGGUUGCUUUAUGGCUCGAGUAGCGGCCAUUCCUAUUCAUCAGGACAUUGCACUCCAGGAAAUGUUCGAUGUGAUUGCCUUGACGUCCUCGCUGUUUGUGCUUAUGUCCGAGUCAGUGCAAAAGGAGAUCGAAAGGAUUUCCACAACAAAUCAAAAAGUGCUGUGGCCGCCUAAGGUGGUGCGUUUGAGAACCACCGACCUCGGUUCUGCCAAACGCUCAGAUAUAGAAAAUGUGUUUGGCAAGUCGGCACGCAAAGACGAACAUUUGAACUCCCAAAACGACUUGGCUUAUUUGGAGUUUUCUAGAUCUCCUGUUGGUGAGCUUCGAGGUAUCGAGUUGAGCCAUAGCACCAUUUUGCAUCAGAUGAACUGUUUAGACAUGUCAUUGCUGAGUCUACCGGACUCUGGUGGCUCUUUGAAACACUCGCUUAGUUCCCCCAGAAAAAGCAAAAGGGUCUUUUUGGCCACCGUCGAUCUACGUAUCUCCAUUGGUCUUAUCGUCGGUAUUAUGUUCACCAUCUACUCGGGCAAUAUGCUUGUCUGGGCUCCUCCAAAAGUCAUGGAGGUACAGGGACUUUACGCAAACAUAAUCUCCAAAACACGAGCCAACUUGUUGCUUGCUGACUUCUUGGGUCUCAAGAGAGUUACCUACGACUAUCAGCUGUCACCUAACACUACACGUUACUACUCGAAGACACAGCGAGUAGACUUUUCUACCAUCAAAUGGGUGCUCAUCAAUGCGCUCUCGGUCGAUGGCGAGCUUAUAGAGGUUCUUGCAGAACGAUAUCUCAAACCGUUAGGUUGCCAGCAACCACGAAAUGCCAUCAUCCCCAUGCUUACGCUUAGUGAGUAUGGUGGUAUGGUAAUUUCGAUGCGAGACUGGAUUGGAGGUGGCGAGAAAUUGGGGUUGGGCUCGACAUUCAAGGCCUCUGACGAAAACUCCUCGGUCAUACUUGACAAGGAAGCACUCUCACGAAACAAAGUCCAAAUAAUUGAAACUGAUGUCGCUGAAAUGGACGAACGAAGCAGCGACUCUUUGAGAAUUGAUUCUUUUGGAUAUCCUUUACCAGACGCUACCUUGGCCGUCGUCAAUCCGGAAUCAUCAACCGUUGUCCAAAAGGGCGAGUUGGGUGAAAUCUGGAUUGACAGUCCCUGCUUGUCGGGAGGCUUUUACGGACUCAAGAAAGAAUCUAGACAAAUCUUCCACGCAAAGUGUCGUAAUGCAGACGGCAUCAUGGAGCCUGAGUUUCUAAGAACUGGUCUCUUGGGUUUCACUCACAACGGCAAAGUGUACGUCUUGGGCCUCUAUGAGGACAGAAUUAGACAGAGAGUCAGCUGGAUUGACCAAAAAAUGCACAAGAGGCUCAAGCGUGAUCUUGUGGUUGAGAAUGGUACUCGCUACCAUUACGUUUCUCAUCUUCUUGCGACUUUAGCCAGCGAGGUUCGUGAAGUGUACGACUGUACCAUCUUUGACGUCUUUAUUGGAAAUGAAUACUUGCCUGUGGCAAUUGUUGAAGCCGAAGUGAUACGACGUGUUAUCGAUGAAGCGGAUGCUGCUUCUACGACUGGAGCAAAGAACAGAGACAAGAUCGACUACACUGCUGCUCCACUCAAUGAGCCUGUUUUGAAUGUGAUUGCUCAAAAAUGCUUUGAUACCCUUAAUAAGCAUCACUUUCUCAGGCUCUAUUGUUUGGUGGUGGUCGAUUGUGAUACCCUUCCAAAGAUCAUGAGGAGUGGUGGUUUGGAAAUCGCAAACAUGUUGUGUAAGAAACGGUUCUUCGAAGGCUCAUUGAGGGCCGAAUUUGUCAAGUUCUUCGUGAGACAAUCGAUCAGUAUGAUUCCACAUGGUGAAGAUGUGCUUGGUGGUAUUUGGUCUCCUUACGCCUCUGAGCUCAGAAGUGCUUCCCUUUCGAGAUUCAUGCCUCAACUUUCAACUAUCGACUACAGGCAAAAAUCGAUUGAUGACAGAACCGGUGCACCACUCACGGACUUCAAAUCUAUCAUCGACAUUUUGAAGUUCAGAGUCGCUCAAUCAGGUGAUAGUGUUGCAUUUCAGAACAUCGAUCCAAGUGGAAAGAGUAGUCUGAAGCCUUUGACAUGGAAGAAGUUUGAAUUACGAGUUUAUGCUCUCUGCAACCACAUCAUGUCGAAAACUACGCUCAAGAGCGGUGAGUAUGUUGUUUUGAUGUACUCGCUUUCCGAGGACUUCAUGGUUGCAGUGUAUGCUUGUUUCUUGCUUGGCAUUGUUCCCAUUCCUAUGCUUCCCUUCGACUCAAAUAGAAUUGGUGAAGACUUCCCUGCCUUCGUCGGUGUUGUCAAGGACUUUGACAUCCAUGAUGUAUUUGUCAACGAAGAUGUUGAGAAGUACAUGAAGAAUGGACCAGUGGCCGACGCUCUCAAGAGAAUGAAUCAUAGAAGACCAAAAGCAUUGAAAGUCAAGAGCACUUCCAAAAUCACCAAGGUUUCAAAUACGGCUUCUUUGAACUCCAAGAUAGCCAAGUACCAAUCAGAUGCUAGGUUCCGCGAUGAAGCCACCACUAGUCUUGUUUGGUUGCACUUUACAUCUGACCAUUACAGAAUCGGUGCUUGCUUGAGUCAUAAAAACAUUGUCAGCAUUUGCAAGGUUUUCAAGGAAACUUGCAACUUGUCCUCGAAAUCGUCCAUCGUUGGUUGUGUCCGUCAUUCGAACGGUAUUGGUUUUGUUCAGGCUUGCCUUCUCGGUGUCUUCUUGGGAACCACAACCUACCUUAGUUCUCCUGUCAAUUAUGCUGAAAAUCCUUUGGCAUUCUUUUUGUCGCUAUCAAAGUACAAAGUUAAGGAUGUGUUUGUCACGGAGCAGAUGCUCAAAUAUGCUGUUACCAAGUUCACACCCAAAGGUUUCAACUUGUCGUACUUGAAGAACAUGAUGAUAAGCACUGAGAAUCGUGUGGAGAUUGAUUUGCUCAAGAAGAUUGCUAGGGUAUUUCAGCCAACGAAGCUCAGUGCUGCUGCUGCAUCUGCUGUCUACACCCACUGCUUCAACCCAAUCAUUUCUACAAGAUGUUACAUGACCGUGGCUCCUGUCGACCUUUAUCUUGAUCCUGUUGCAUUGAGACAGGGCUAUGUUUCCAUCGUCAACCAGCUCGAGUUCCCCAAUGCUCUUCGAAUUCAAGAUUCAGGAAUGGUUCCAGUAUGCACAGAGAUUGCAAUCGUGAACCCAGAAACUUGUAAGGUCUGUAAGGAAGGUGAAUUUGGAGAAAUCUGGGUUUGUUCCGAAGCUAACGUUACAUCCUUCACUAAUGGACCUAAAGGACCAGUGGAUACUUUCAGUUCGCGUCAGUUUUUGGGCAAGAUCACAGAUGGUAAUCCUGACAUGACAUAUCUCAGAACAGGAGACCUUGGAUUCCUUCACCAGAUCUCCAUCUCAAAAAACACUGUUGGAAAUGCCGGAAAGAAAGAGGAGACUGCCACGUUCCAGCCACUCUUUGUGUUGGGAAAGAUCUCCGACACGUUUGAGGUCAUGGGUUUGCACCACUUCCCCAUUGAUAUUGAAUCCACUAUCGAAUCAUGUCAUCCAGACAUUUACAACAACGGUUCUUGCGUUUUCAAGGCUUCUGAUUUCACUAUUGCCAUUUGCGAGGCAAGAAAGAUGAAGAACCUUGCUGCGUUAGUCCCAUUGAUUGUCAAUACCGUAUUCAGCAAGCAUCAUAUCAUCAUUGACAUUGUGGCUUUUAUCAAGAAGGGCGAAUUCCCUAUUUCAAGACUAGCCACCAAGCAAAGAGCCAGAAUAGUGGAUGCUUGGGUGCAAGGCAUCAUUCCAAUAAAGGUUCUGUACGGCAUCAACUUUGGUGAAAACUCCAUGAUCAAGCUUAUCAAGGAGAUUGACGAGGUGGCCAGAGAUGAUCCAGUGACAGGUCUUAAAAACCCAGCUCAAUCUUAUUACGAUAAUGCUGAUGACGAUAUUUUUGGAGGUAACGGUGCCAUGCUUAAUCUCAACACUGGGGGAGAAGUUGACAAUGCUUCGCUUACUCAGGCCUCCAUCAACCAGUCUAUUCAUCAGCCCUCAAGUUACCAGAACUCACUCAACCACAGCUCGCUAAACCAGGCUUCCAUGUACCAGGGUUCCAUCAAUCAGGGCUCCAUCAAUCAAGGCUCAAUUAACCAAGGAUCCACGAGGCAAUCCUUCAGCACACAGGAAGCUCCUAGCCAAAAGGCUCCUGGUUUCUUCGCUAACGACGGGCCUGCACCAGACGACCUUCCAAGUGAAUUCAUUUCUCAGAAAAGGAGACUGUCGAUUCUUGGUUCGCUCAAAAAUGUGAAUGAUGCCGUUCCCAGAAUGUCGACUUCAAUUCCACAUUACAAAGGGUACCAAGAGAUUGCACAGUCUCUCCAGCGACAGAAGGAUGAUUUCAAUGGAGCCACUGAACACGAAAGAAGACAAUCUCUUUUGCCACCGGCAGUUCCAGACUACGCCCUGAAUGACCCAGAGGAAUCCACCUUUCUCAAAGACUUAUCUCCAAACUUGAACAAUGUACCUCGUCAAAGCAUACUACCGACAAUGGACCGUGAUAUGGAAUACAACAACUCCGAUGAUUAUGGUGAUGAACCACAGAACCAGUUGGUUAGACAAGAGUUUGCGCCAUUGUAUGAAGAUGACGAGGGAAACUUAGUGAGACCACCUGUGAUCAACCUAGAUCCAAGCGAGAGAUAUCACCUAUUGCAGCUCAAACGUUCUGUUGAAAUGUCUGAAUACCUCCAGAGCAGACUCAAGUACAUGGUUGAUCCUGAUGAAACCACCAGCGUGCCUAUCAGUGAAACGAAGGUUAACUCCACUACACAAACUCAUGGAGUGGAUGAGUUUGAUCGCAAGUUGAACUUUGACAAGUUGCGUUCCAAAUUAACUCUUCAGAGAAGACAGCGUCAGCAGAAGAACGGUAAGGGCUUUUUCUCGGGUGAGUUCUUCUAUGAGCCAGCUCCUCCCAAGAAAUCUGACCCUGUUCCCAAUGGUGUGAAGCUUGAUGGCUAUCUUGGUCAGGUGAACAAACCGAAAUUCCCAGAGCAGAAAACUGAAAAGCCUGUCAAAUUAUUCCCAGACCAGGACUCCAAGCCUCCGGUCAGUUUGCAAAAGAACCGUCGUACCGAUCUAGGUGCUGUUCUCGGGAAGAAAGACGAGCCCCAAUUGGACAAGGACUACCUAGAUAAAACAGAGUCCCUUAUCAAGAUGAAGGAACCAAGUGCCGCUCAAGCUACUAAUAAUUCGGUUGGUCCCAGCAGCGGCUUCAAUUUCGAGAUCAACAAGAACAGCCUCGGAAAUAUUCUCCAGACUCGUAAAGACGAUGACGAGCGUGUGGAAAAGGCUAGUGCUGCUACCGAGACAAAGUCUGCCGAGGACGAGGGUAAAAGAGCAUUAUUCGGUUUCUCCUCCACUUCGAGUAAGGACCAGCCAAAGAAGAGAUCCAGAGAUGAGGAGGAGGAUUCCAAGCCGUCAUUCCUGUUCGGAAACCAAGCUGCAUCUGACGAGAAGAAGCCCCUUUUCGAGCCCAGCAAACCCUCGUCUGACGAGAAGAAGGAGCUUCCAAAACCUGCAUUUUCAUUCGGCACGUCCGAAAAGCCUACCGAAAAGAAGGACAGCUCUGCUGGAUUUUCAUUCGGUAAACCCAGUUCGACGCCGCUUUUCGGUGCUUCAUCCACUAAAGAAGGGGAAGCUGGAGACGAGAAAGAGAAGAAGACCACUGAAGCUCCCAAAAUCUCUUUUGGCUCGUCAAAGCUCCCAGAAGCUGCUCCAAAAUUUUCGUUCGGCUCUUCCACAAAUGAUAAACCCUCUCCAGGUAUUCCAUUCGGUGGCUCUGCUACAGUCAAGGUUUCUGACGGUAAUAAAGAUACUCCUAAGUUCCUGUUUGGCCUGAAACCAGAGAAGGAGGAUGACGAGGCCGAUGAGGGGCCCAGAAAGAAGAGGGCUGCUCCUUUCUCAUUUGAUUCAAGCAAGAGUGAGGAGAAGUCCGAGCCCAAGAAGGAUGAAAAACCUCUCUUUAGUUUUGACAAGCCCAAGGAUAGUGCGCCUUCUCUACUCAAUUUUGGAGAAAGUUCCAAGAAGGAGGCGACUCCCCAGUUUAGCUUUGGUUCUCUGUCAGAGAAAAAGGACAGUACCCCUCUGUUCAACUUCGGUGUGAGCGAAAAGAAGACAGAUGCUCCUGUCUUUGGCUCGGGCUCAUCAUCAGAGAAGAAAGACGUCACACCGUCGUUCAACUUCGGAGCAACCACUGAAAAGAAUGAUGACUCGGCUCCCAAAUUGGCUGCUCCAAGCUCAGGAUCUACUCCCGCAUUUAAUUUUGGUGGAUCUAGUGAGCUGAAGGACACUACGAAAGACGCUGAAAAAGAAGAAACGCCAAAGUUUUCAUUUGGAAGCUCUUCAACCAAGGACUCCACGCCAACCUUCUCCUUCGGGGCGAAGAAGGAUGAAGGUGAAAAGAAGACGGAUGCACCAGCACUUGGCAGCACGGCACCAAAAUUCUCUUUUGAGAAGCCCAAAUCCGAGGAGCCACAAGAUUCUACUGAGGCCCCAAAGUUUUCGUUUGGUGCAGCAAAAUCAGUGUCCCCAUCCUUCACAUUCGGCGGUUCAAAGCCGGCGGACACAUCUUUUGGCUCGAAGACCACUGAAGUCAAGGAAACCACUCCGGUGUUCUCAGUCUCAUCAAAGGAGACCACACCAAAGCCCUUCCUGUUUGGUGAGCCAACAGCCAAGCCUGCCUUCAAUUUUGGCAGCGCUCAAACCCCAGCAUUUGGUGCUGACUCCAAGAGCACUUCUACAUUUUCGUUUGGCAAGCCAGAGACUCCUCUGAUCGGAGCUCAGGCUGGAGGCGCUGCAGCACCCAAGCCAGCAUUCACCUUUGGCCAGGCUGCCACGGCUGACCCUGCUCUGAUCUUUGGAGCCAGCGAAAGCAACGCACAAGGUUCUCAAGCUACGCCAGCCUUUGGUGGCCCUUCCACAGGUCCCUCGAGUACGGCCUCGCCAUUCAAUUUUGGUGCUACACAGGCGCCUGCUUUUGGGGGUCCUUCUGGUGCAUUUGGGGGCCCAAACCCCACUCCAGGUUUUAACUUCGGCGCUAACACUAAUCUUGCAGCUCCGCAGCCUACACAGAGCCCAUUUGGUGGACCAGCCAACACGUCGAGUGUUUUUGGUUCUCGUGGAUCUACGCCUGGAGCUCCAGGAAACAACACCUUUGGACAACCUGGAGCUGGAAUUACAAACCCAGCAUCCGUCUUUGGCGCCAACCCUACACAGUCUUCUGGCGGAUUUGGCAUGGGUAGCAACGCUCCACCAAACCAGUUCAACAGUGCUCCUGGAAGUCUCGGAGCAGGAAGCCGAGAGAAUACGCCUCCUGUUUUCGGAGCUGGUGCCCCUGCUGCUCCUGGUGCAUUUGGAGCUGGCCAGCUCUUAAAUGCGACUCAGGAAAUAGCUCUCAAACAGUGCUGGGCUACGCUAUUGAAGCUGUGGGGCUACGACAUCUCCUUGUCCAACGACGACAUCUCGUUGAAAGAGCUGUUUGUCGCCCUGUCCAUCGUGGACGCAGCCGAAGAACCUAGCAAAUACCUGUCUAGCUUAAACUCCGAUGGCGAAUCCAUAGUUUCCGGAGCGUCGACCACUCUAACUCUUCUGACGACAGCAACGAAUCUGAGUGGGACGAAGAAGAAGAAGAAGUGGGGGCUCUUCCGCACGAAACCUCUGGCGCCAAAGCAAGUGCUGUCUCAGCGAAGAAUGGCGUUGGAUGACAGCUAUUUGGAGAAGUAUACCUUCAUCAGCAAGGCAUCUGAUCACACCAGGCACGUCUUUGGCCAGCAUCACCAGCUAAUGUAUGAUGAGAAGAAGGACCCGCUUGAAGAGGAUGGCUGCGAUGACGAAUCAACUCUAGAGAAGGAGUCGCUUAGCUCGCUCGAGACCUUCCACACGGCCCACUCCAGCCCUAAUCUGCAUCAUCCCCCACAAGUGCGCCAGAAGAAGAGUUUUUCGCUCAAAUCGGUCAAAUCAAGUCAUUUUGUGCAUCCAGCAUUGAGCAAAGGCAAGUCGAAGGUGGUUCAUGCGGGUAUUGUCAAUAUGCUCAAAAACGGCCUCUUGGAUAACAUGAUUCUCCGCUUCUGCCGAGCUCGUAAGUUCAAUCAUGAGGAUACGGUGCAGAUGCUCGUCAAGUCUGUGAUCUUCAAGCAGACAGAAUACCCCGCUGAAGCUUGGGUUCGUGAAUCCGACGGACCUUCAUAUAUCAAUGGCGAGAACCAAGGUUUCAUCAAGAACCUCACCACCGGGAAGUCGUUUAUCCGUGGUCAUGACAAACUUGGGAACCCACUUUUCGUGUUCCAGUCCAGAAAGCACUUUGCCCAUGAUUCUCCAUUGCUUGAGACUGAGAGGUUUGCCACAGUCAUGAUUGAGUGGUGUCGUCUCUUUUCUAGAGAAAUCAAUGACUCCGUUGAUGCAUUCACGGUCAUGUUUGACUUGACGGGCUUCUCAUUGAAAAAUGCCGACAAUGCUCCCAUCAAGUUUUUGGCCCAGAUGUUUGAGGCCCACUACCCCGAGACUCUCGGGUUCAUCAUUGUGCAUAACGCCCCGUGGAUCUUCUCUACGGUGUGGAACGUCAUCAAGAACUGGCUAGAUCCUGCAGUCGUGUCAAAGAUUCAUUUCACCAAGGGCUACGACGAGUUGGUGAACCUAAUAGACGCCGAGCAUAUACCGAAGUACCUUGGCGGAGAUGACACCGAUGAGGUGCCGUACAUCCCACCAACAGUGCAUGACUUGAGACCCCCAAAGAGAAAGGACCUCAGAUACAAGCGUCUCAGGCAACAGAGAGAUGAAGCAUUCAUGCGCUUCAUUGACAUCACCAAGAAGUGGUGUGAGAGCACCGAUCCAGAGGUCAGCUCGCGCUACCUCAGAGAUAAGAUUUUGCUCAAUUACCAGCUCUCCGACAACUACGUUGAGCUCGAUCCAUAUAUCCGAAACCCAGGCAUGUACGACAGAAACGGGGCCCUCGUCGUGGGGAACUAG
Messenger RNA from Candidozyma duobushaemuli, 9516 nucleotides. RefSeq lists its product as uncharacterized. NCBI's taxonomy places the organism in Eukaryota, Fungi, Ascomycota, Pichiomycetes, Serinales, Metschnikowiaceae. Gene Ontology annotation, cellular component: cytosol. The record is from RefSeq and is a predicted model, not a curated record. The transcript is spliced from 3 exons. Bases 1 to 9516 code for a protein of 3171 amino acids.